CCUCUUUCUUUGUACGAAAAAAAGGAAAAUGCAGAUUUUCGUUAAGACCCUUACCGGAAAGACCAUCACCCUCGAGGUGGAGUCUUCCGACACCAUUGACAACGUCAAGCAGAAGAUCCAGGACAAGGAGGGUAUUCCCCCAGACCAGCAGCGCCUGAUCUUCGCCGGCAAGCAGCUCGAGGACGGCCGCACUCUCUCGGACUAUAACAUCCAGAAGGAGUCGACCCUCCACUUGGUUCUCCGUCUUCGUGGAGGUAUCAUUGAGCCCUCGCUCAAGGCCCUGGCCUCCAAGUUCAACUGCGACAAGAUGAUCUGCCGCAAGUGCUAUGCCCGCCUUCCUCCUCGUGCGACCAACUGCCGCAAGAAGAAGUGUGGACACUCGAACCAGCUCCGUAUCAAGAAGAAGCUGAAGUAAAGUAUGGUUACGACCUUGUCCGUGGGCGGUUUUUUCUCACUUGUGGAACUUUUCAGCGUCUCGCAGCAUAACAAACAAACUCUGAAUAUAAAAGAAAAAAGACAAAAAAAAAAGAGUGGUUGUUUUUGAGGUGAAGGCUUUGCGCGUUCUCAAUAAAACGUUUAUUAUAAUCUGCAGAAAAA
Molecule: messenger RNA, 597 nt
Organism: Gamsiella multidivaricata
Lineage: Eukaryota; Fungi; Mortierellomycota; Mortierellomycetes; Mortierellales; Mortierellaceae
Exons: 3
Coding region: 29-415 (128 amino acids)
Biological process (GO): protein ubiquitination; modification-dependent protein catabolic process; translation
Cellular component (GO): nucleus; ribosome; cytoplasm
Molecular function (GO): protein tag activity; ubiquitin protein ligase binding; structural constituent of ribosome
Source: RefSeq, a predicted model, not a curated record